CCGCCGGGUGCCCCGGGGUGACAGCGCCCGCGGCGCCUCUCAGGCAGCUCGGGGGCGGGGAGCCGCGAGUGCCGGCAGGCGGUGGUGUGCAGCGGUAGUGCCGGGGCGCUCCGCGGCAGAGCCCCGCGGUGCGUUCCCACCGGCCUGCGCACGGCCCGGCGGGACGAGGUAAGGGACAUGCCCUGACGGGACGGCGAGCGGACGGGCGCCGCCUGCGAGGGCGACCUGCGCCAGUGGAGCCGGCCGCGGCGGAUCGGCGGCACCCGGCGAGGCCCCCGGGCUCCGCCGCUAUGGCUGGGCCCGGCCUCUGGACGAGCAUCAAGUCCCUCCUGCGGAGGAGCGAGGACCCCUUGUUCCUGAACGACUCCAGUGCCUUCGACUUCUCGGACGAGGUGGGGGACGAGGACUUCCCCCGGUUCAACAAACUGCGCGUGGUGGUGUCGGACGACGCCUCGGAGGCGGCCCCGGAGACGCCGGUGAACGGGGGGCCUCUGGGCCUGCCCUCCGACGACGAGUCCCUGCUGGAGCGGGACAUCGCCCUGCGCGGCACCCGGGGUGUCCGGGCAGGCCCCUGCGGCAGUUGCAGCAGCCGGCGGGAGAGCUCCAAGCAGCGGGGGGUGAAGAAGCGGCUGGCGCUCGCUGCCCUCCUCUACCUCCUCUUCAUGACGGGGGAGCUCAUAGGUGGAUAUGUUGCUAACAGUCUAGCAAUUAUGACGGAUGCACUUCAUAUGUUAACUGACCUUAGUGGUAUUAUUUUGACCCUGCUUGCUCUCUGGCUGUCUGCAAAAUCUCCCACAAAGAGGUUCACUUUUGGAUUUCAUCGCUUCGAAGUAUUGUCAGCCAUCAUUAGUGUAUUGCUGGUCUAUAUCCUUAUGGCAUUCCUCUUGUAUGAAGCUGUUCAAAGAACUAUCCAUAUGGACUAUGAAAUAAACGGCGAUAUCAUGCUGAUUACAGCAGCUGUUGGUGUUGCAGUUAACUUAAUAAUGGGUUUUUUGCUGAAUCAGUCUGGCCACCUUCACUCCCACUCCCAUUCCCACUCUCAUGUACCUCAGUCAAACACUCCCAACGCAGCCCACAGCAGCAGCCACGGACACAGCAGCCUUGCAGUCAGAGCAGCUUUCGUACACGCCCUUGGGGACCUGGUACAAAGCAUUGGGGUGCUUGUAGCUGCAUACAUCAUACGCUUCAAGCCAGAAUACAAGAUUGCUGAUCCUGUAUGUACAUAUGUAUUCUCCAUACUGGUGGUAUUGACGACAGUGCGAAUUCUGCGUGACACAGGAGUUAUUAUUCUGGAAGGAGUUCCGAGGCAUUUAAAUGUGGAUCGCAUUAAGGAAGACUUGAUGAAAAUUGAAGAUGUUUAUUCUAUAGAAGAUUUAAAUGUUUGGUCUCUCACUGCAGGAAAAACAACUGCCAUUGUCCACUUGCAACUGGUUCCUGGUAGUUCAUCUAAAUGGGAGGAAGUUCAGUCCAAGGCCCGACAACUGCUGCUGAACACAUUUGGAAUGUACAAGUGCUCUGUCCAGCUUCAGAGUUACAAACAAGAAAUGACCAAAACCUGCGCAAGUUGUCAGAGUUCCAGUGCCUAAUUUCGUAUGUUUUGGGAACUGCUGCCUUAUUCCUUAUCUUGUUGUCAAAGACUGAGAGCAAUAAAUGCAAAAUUAAAAUAAUCUACUAGAAACCAUUAAUAUGUGGAUUUGUACCAUAUAACAUGCAGCAGGGAGAACUGGUGCUGCAAAAAGUGCAGUAGUUGCCCUACCAUGAAUUUUACUCUCUCACUCUUUCUGGUUUGUUCAAUUUAUUAUGAUUUUGAGACAAAUCUGUUUUCAGAUUAUUGUUUACAAACUGCAACAUGGCUCUGCAGAUACCUCACAAAUUACAGUCCAAUAUUGUCCUUUAAUAAUUGUGUACCACAACGUACCUGUGCUCCAAAUGGAGCAUCAUGUAUUCAGUAUUUCAGUUAAAGUCUCUAAUGCCAGGGUUCCAUGAGAUGUCAUGACCCCUGAAUUCAAUACACAGUAUUUUUGCAAUAGUAAUUUUCAUACAGUAUCUUAAACUAUAACACAAACAGUGCUAGUUGAAUUCCUUUGGAAACUGCCUCUUUGGAGAUAAUGCAAAAUACAGAAUUUAAUGGACCCAGACCAGAAAGUUAGCUUUAAUCUGGGCAUUUGGAGAUCCAGGCAGGAAGAUCCUUGCCCAGACAUCUGGUAUAUAAUUAGAGACCCAACACUGGACCCAAAGUGUUUUAAGUGAUCAGUUAUCUUUAAUGUAUUUUAGAAUAGGGUUUAUACAUUAGAAACUGGUUAUUUAUUUUACAAAGCUUUGACUUGUAAGAUGAAUUUCUUAUUAAUAAUCUUGAAUGCCUAAACCAACAUUUGAUUCACAUAAAAAGGCCAGUUGAUUAGCAUGCAUUCUAGUUAUAAUUAAUAAAUGUCAUGUAAUUGAUCUUAUUUCCAUGAUUGUUUUGUUUUAUAAGGAAAAUCAGAUGAUAGAAAAUAUGCUUGACAGAUGUGACAACACAAUCUACAGACAUGCAAAAUACACGCAUCUUCUAACAAUAAAGUGGGCAGCAGAAGUUUUAGAUCUGUGCUGUUCCUCCAGUCAUGCAAUUUGUGACCUUUCCAUCUUUGCUUUGAGCACAGUUGGGCAGCAUCCUGACAGGAGUGCCACUCCAAUAGCAGUCCCACUCUACUUAAAGCAAAGUUAAGCACACUCAGUAACCUAAUGGUGCUGGACAGCAAUAUCAUCAUAUUGUGUUUGACAGCAGUAUCAUAACAGCCUGCAGAGUUACAAAGGCCUUUUCUGAUUUACAGAGAGAUGAGGCAAUUUAUUCAUCCUCAAAAUACACAAAAGUGAAAUGCUUAGCCUCAUGGUGAAUUCACUGUACUUUGAAUGUACACAGGAUAAUAAAACCUGACCCUAAGGUAUCAUACACCUCCAAGCUCAGCUUUAUGCCUGCUCCAAAGUAAUUUGCAUUGAAAAAGCUGAGGGCAACAAGAACCUGACUGCCAAAAUUCAAAAGGCAUAAGAACUUGGCUUCAAGUAUUUUUUCCUUACUCUGUACUUUGAUCUUUAUGCAGAACUUCAACUGGCAUCAGAAGUAAUUCUGUAUGUGGAUCAGAAAGGAAAUUUUUUGCCCAGUAGUGGAUGCUGUGGUAUUCAGCUGUGAAUACUUAAACUGUUGUUGGUUUUGAUACUCACUGGGGUUUCACAUAUUCAUCAGGCUGAUUUAUGCCUGUUACUGGUUGUAACAAUCUUGGCUUCUUUUCUCCCCUUUUUUGGGGUAGGAGUCACAUCAUCAAUUUUUAGAGAUGAAAAUGACAGCACAGUAUUAAUUUGGACAAAGUGCACAUAACACUGGAUUAUGUUUGUUUUGGCAGGAAAUGGGAACACCUGAGUACAGCGUGGGAGCACAUACAGCUCAGAGGCAAAGUAGCACUGUACUUGGGAAGUUAAUGCUUCAAUACAAACACUUAUCAUUAAUUAAGCCAUAUCAGAGUUCAUUAAAAAAUGUCCAUCCCAUCCUUACAAACUUCCUGGAAAAAAAUACCACAAACAAACAAGAGGUAUUUUGCACAUACUAAUACUCAAAUAGGUUUUAAUUAAAUUGGGGUUUACAGUUGCUGUAAUUAGAAGUUUAAGUACAGUAGACAAGUAUUGUAUUUGGAGUUUUUUAUUGUAAUAAUUUACUACACAUUUGUUUAAUUAAAAAAAAGCAGAAAUGUGUUGCUUUAUUGUGGGUUUUAUUAAAUCAAUUAUUAAACU
This is a messenger RNA of Calypte anna (Anna's hummingbird), 3762 nucleotides long. It is a transcript of the gene SLC30A4, whose product is annotated as solute carrier family 30 member 4. Gene Ontology annotation, biological process: zinc ion transmembrane transport; response to zinc ion. Gene Ontology annotation, cellular component: plasma membrane. Gene Ontology annotation, molecular function: zinc ion transmembrane transporter activity. The record is from RefSeq and is a predicted model, not a curated record. Lineage: Eukaryota; Metazoa; Chordata; Aves; Apodiformes; Trochilidae. Bases 291 to 1586 code for a protein of 431 amino acids. The transcript has 7 exons.